UAUUUUACAAAAAAUGGCAGAUUUUGACACAAUCGGGUUCUAAACAAUAUGGAAAAAAAGGAAAAAGGAGACAAGAAAUGGAUAAGGCUAUCUAUGUAUCACUCCUUACAAACUCUAUCUUGUGGCGGGAACUCCAUUCUCAAUAUCACCAAUCCAUAUAUUAUACACAACUGCCCAGAUCAUACUCGAAGACCUUUUUAUGAAGAACAAAUUUGGUAGUAUGCGCUUCUUUUAAGCUAAAGAUGUUGGGGCUAAAUUUAUUAGAAAUGUUAUGAUUAUUGUAUGAUAUAAAUAAAGUAUAAGUACACCAGUAAUUUCAUACUAUUAGUUAGGUCAGGAUCAUGUCAACAAUGUCAUCCACAUUGGGUGGAUGUUGUAAAUCACCAAUUCAUCUGGGGGGAUACUGUAGAGGACAAUUGGUAUUUAGAACUUCUUUAAUGCCCAUUUUUAGAACCAGAAAUCCAAUGAUUAUUUCUAAAGGAAUUCUGAGUUUAGGUUCCCUGAUUAAUGACUCGAGUGUAAGGAAGCAGUCAUUAAUGUCUGUCGCGGGUGAAAAUGGAGGAGAUUUACUUGAGGAAGACGAAGAUGAUGAGCUCUGUCCUGUCGAGUGUGUUCGAGAAUUUAAGACGGAUGAUGAAUUCCUUAAGAUUUUAGAGAAGGCUAAGACUACAAAUGCAUUGGUUGUGGUCGACUUUUAUCGAAAUUCAUGUGGUAGUUGCAAGUACAUUGAGCAAGGAUUUGCUAAGCUUUGCAAAGCUUCUGGUGAUGAUGACGUUCCUGUCAUAUUUUUGAAGCAUAAUGUGAUUGAUGAGUAUGAUGAGCAAUCAGAGGUUGCUGAUAGACUGCGCAUCAAGACAGUGCCUCUAUUCCAUUUCUACAAAAAUGGAGUAUUGCUGGAGGCGUUUCCAACCAGAGACAAGGAGAGGAUUACAAAGGCAAUUUACAAGUAUAUGUCAUGUUCAUCUCAAGAGAGUCCAAGCUAGUUUCCUUCAACUAAUAUUAUACUAUUUUGUAUUAUUCUCUAUAUAUCUACAGAUUUGGAGAUUUUCUUGCAAAAUAAAGUCUCUUAUAUGAAGUUUACUUCAACCAAUUGAUUGAAGUCGUAUUAGAUGCCGAAUAGUUCAAUAUAUACCUUUUUGAUAAACUCGAAAAUACUAUCAACGAUAUUGCAAUUGUUAUAGUGGUUGAACUUGGUUGUCUACAAUAAAUAAUUGACAAUCAAGCCCACA
Amaranthus tricolor (Joseph's coat) is the source of this 1229-nucleotide messenger RNA. RefSeq names its product thioredoxin-like 4, chloroplastic. The transcript has 4 exons. The record is from RefSeq and is a predicted model, not a curated record. NCBI's taxonomy places the organism in Eukaryota, Viridiplantae, Streptophyta, Magnoliopsida, Caryophyllales, Amaranthaceae. Gene Ontology annotation, cellular component: chloroplast. Bases 342 to 983 code for a protein of 213 amino acids.